AUGAAAUCCUCGCCUCUCUUGGCUCUGCCUCCAGAGCUCCUCGUCAAUAUUCUCUCCUUUCUCCCCAUCACGUCACUCCUGAAGUUCUCUGAAACCUCACACGCCUCUCAUGCACUCGCAACAUCCAGCUUGCAUACUCUGUCUUUAUCCAUCCACACCACUCGCAUUGGGGGCAUCAUGAGCCGUCUGGGAGCCACCACUCUCCCAACCCCCAAAAAUACCGCUUCCGCAUUCGCCUCCGCCCGAAACGCCCUUUCAGCCUCUUUUACUGAGAGCAUUCCUCGAAGCAGCCGCAGCUCCCAGUCUAGCCUGGGCAUCGCCGAAGACUCCAUCCUACGCUCCGGCCCGCACGCAGUCCACGUCUUAAUCCCAAACGCACAUACUUUCGACCCCUCAACCCUUCUGGCUUUCCACAACGCCCUAAUUUCGAGCGUCCUCACGCGCCACAAGACCACCUUGCGUCACCUAGACCUCUCGCUCUGGAGCCUGACUCCCCACAUCGCUCACGCUCUAAAGUCAUUGCCAGCUCUCCGUACCCUGUCCCUUCGCAUAGAGGACCCCAACGCACGCUCAACUUCGCGCCGCAUCCGCCUCGCGCACCGCCUCGAGGAGUGUGUGGCGUGGGAUAUCCUCGCCGAAGACGCGAGUUGGGCGUCUGCGCUGCAAGCUCUACGAAUCGAUGGCGCGCAAGUUAGCACCGCGCAGCUUGGUAAGCUUCUGAGCUGUAAUCAUCUUUGCCGCGAGCUCUGGGUCUGCAAAUGCCAUAAUGUCGACAGGGACGUGUGGAGGUACCUAGGAAGCGAGUGGAAAGGGCGCACGGGAUUGCAGGUGCUGGGGGUGUUGAAGAGCUAUGUCGACAUCGAGGAAGAGGAUCUGGAGUUCAUUGGCGGAAUGGAGGGACUUAAGUUCUUAUCACUCCAAGGCUGUAACGGCCCCGACAACGACGUUUUCGAGGAGAGGAAUAGGGACGUCUGGCAUAUCCCAGAACUGAUACCGCCGCAGCCGUCUUCGCGAGGUAGCACUGUUCCUGCUGUGAUUGAGGUGGAUCCGACGUAUCAACGAGGGGUCAAUAUUGAGUAG
This is a messenger RNA of Mytilinidion resinicola, 1080 nucleotides long. RefSeq lists its product as uncharacterized. The record is from RefSeq and is a predicted model, not a curated record. The transcript has 2 exons. Gene Ontology annotation, molecular function: protein binding. NCBI's taxonomy places the organism in Eukaryota, Fungi, Ascomycota, Dothideomycetes, Mytilinidiales, Mytilinidiaceae. The coding region runs from base 1 to 1080 and encodes 359 amino acids.